GACGGUAAACGAAAGACCAUGUGAGAACAAACCUCUCAGACUUGUGGCUUCACCGAUCCAUCCCACUUCCACUCUUCACACGUAAAUACUGACGUACGUGCUCUCGCUAGUUUCGUCUGAAUCGACACAUAAAGUGAAAGAGACGGCGGAAGAGAGAGAGAGAGAGAGAGAGAGAGAGAGAGAGAGACGUCGAUACAUCCAGCUCGAACCCGUUUCUUAUAGCGUUGCUGCACAAAUAAAGACAGACACAUGAUAACCGAAGGACUAGUUUUCUCUCUGCGGAUUGUUUUGUGUUCGCAUCCCCUCUGUAGCUUGUGGUUCAUUAAGAUGAGACUGAUGAACGGUUUGCGCCCCCACCUUUCUGCGCUAUGAAGGAUGCAGAACGGUUUGAUUCCGAAUCUGUGAGGGUUUAAGAGAAGGUGGCUGACAGCGAGGACUUAAACUGGAAUUGCGUUAUUCUUGGCCCCUGCUUCAUUCUAAUGCUCUUUUACAUCCUGGGUUGAUUCAACGUUAAGAAGGAAUGAGCAUGAGACAGGAGCCUCCUGUUCAAGAUUGUUUCAAAUGAUGAAAGUGAACUGUCUUGUCCUGACAUGCCUAGAAUUACUUCCUGAAUCUUCUUAAGUAGUGAGGCACUACUGCGAGUCACUGUGUGCAGGAUGAAGACACCGACCCAGACUGUGCUAAGCAGAAAAGACCUCCUAAGUGAUUGAGAUACAGUAUGUCUUCUCCUUCGCCACUUGUAUGCUCUCAUCAACUAUUUCGAUUCUCUGAAGCUACUUAUCCCUGACCAAGAGAGGAGGACAGUGAGGAGAGAAGAUUUAAAGGAAGGCAGUGAGAACAAGGAAUUAGAGCAGAAAAGUGCACCAUGCAGUCAGACGACCUCUUCAUCCGAAAGUUCCGCCGACAGAGCCCACGUCCGACUCCGGUCUUUGAGCCCAAGCGCGUGGUGGUGGCAGAAUGGCCGCCCCGGAGGGAUGGUGAGGGAGCAGAGGUUGAGAGUGUGACAACACCCAGUAGGGCAGGGCUUAAUCAGCGCGCAGUUGCUCGUGGCCACAUCAUGCAGCGCAGCAACAGCGAUGUCACUCUGGGAGAUCUGGACUCAGCGGCAAAGGCAGGAACAAAAGCAGUCAGGUCAGCAAGCGAAAAGGCCGGCCAGGUGGGACAAGGCGAGUCUAGUAUAGUCCUCCACCGGGAAUAUGGGAGUCUGUCCUCAUUAGAAAAGCAGAGCCAACCUCCAGAGCCCUGCAUGGACGAGCAGACCAUUCUCAGUCCCAACGCUCUUCGCUUUAAAGAUCCGUUCUUGUUACUCGGGCUCCAGGAUACACCGCCUGAGCCAGACGGCUUUUUCCGUGCACUAGAAAUUAUAAAACCAGUCAAGCCCCCUAAACCUGAAGCUCUAAACAAGAAAUCAAAGCCAUCACCCAUUCAGGUUACUUGUGCACCAUGCGAUCAGACAGUUGGAGGCGCAUGGGUGCGCAACUUUGCCCAUUAUGAUGUGCAGAGCAUCCUGUUUGACUUGGGUGAGGCGGCCACUAGCCGAGACAGCGUCGGCCGCAAGAAGAACAUCACCUCAGGGGCAUCGGCUGCCUCGCAACUCCGGCCUCUUUCCCAGGCCCCUCCUGCCUCACCCUCUCAGAAUCUGGGCAGUGGGACUGUAGGGACAGCUAGCACAGAGGAACCAGAACCAUGCCUGCUGGACGAAGGAGACGGCAACGACAACGAUUUGCUGCUCAGCUGCCCACACUUUAGAAACGAGAUGGGAGGAGAAGAAAGGGCUGGACUUGGAAAAACCCAGUGCUGUAGCGGGCGAUGGAGGAGUCUACAGAGCCCCAAUGAUGCUGUGUCUGUAUUAGAGGAACCCAGAGAAAGCCAUGUGCAGCAGCAGGGAAAAAGCAACUACUUCAUUGAGCAUGCAGACCUGGGGGCACGCUACUACCACAAGUACUUCUACAUGAAAGACCAUCAGAAUUUCUUCGGCAUGGACGAGCGACUGGGGCCAGUGGCUAUCAGUUUCCGCCGUGAGGAGAAGGAAGGCUCGAGUGGCGCUCAGUAUAUGUGUAGAAUCAUAUUCAGGACCACAGAGCUUAAGACCCUUCGUGGCUCCAUUCUGGAAGAGUCUGUACAAUCUGCAGCACGGCACACAACUCCAAGAGGGCUUUCCCCCAAGAGACUUUUGGAGUUCAUUCUCCCAGAUCUCAACCUGCACUGUCUGAGGCUUGCUUCUACAUCUCCCAAAGUUCGUGACACGCUGCUCAAGCUGGAUGAGCAAGGGCUGAAUUUCCAGCGUAAGGUUGGGGUGAUGUAUUGCCGUGCAGAACAGAGUACAGAGGAAGACAUGUAUAAUAACGAGAGCGCCGGUCCGGCGUUCGACGAGUUCCUGGACCUGCUGGGAGACAGAGUGAGACUGAAGGGCUGGGAGAAAUACAGAGCACAGCUCGAUACCAAGACGGAUUCCACCGGGACACACUCUCUAUACACACGGUAUCAAGAUUAUGAGAUCAUGUUCCAUAUUUCCACCAUGCUCCCAUACACAUCCAACAACACACAACAGCUAUUGAGGAAAAGACAUAUUGGGAACGAUAUUGUGACGAUAGUCUUCCAGGAGCCGGGGGCCAUGCCGUUCACCCCCAAAACCAUCCGCUCUCACUUCCAGCACGUGUUCAUAAUCGUCCAAGUGCACGAGCCUUGCACGGAAAACACCUACUAUCGCGUUGCUGUUACUCGCUCCAAGGACAUCCCUCUUUUUGGCCCAUUUUUCCCCAAAGGUGCUCGCUUUCCACGCUCGCAAGCUUUCCGUGACUUCCUGCUCGCCAAGGCUAUAAACGCUGAAAACGCAGCUGAGAAAUCGGAGAAGUUCCGAUCGAUGGCCACACGCACGCGUCAGGAAUAUCUAAAGGACCUAGCAGAGAACUAUGCCACCACCACACCUAUUGAUUCAUCCACCAAGUUUCAGCUGCUCUCCCUGGGAGGCAAACGCAAAGAUAAGUUCAAGGGUGCUAAAGGAGCAGAGCUACACAGUGCCGGCGCUCUGGUAUGGCCCGUCUGCGCCAGCAAGGAUGACAACGGGCACAAACUGGCCUGUCUGCUGGGCAUCUCGGCCGAAUUUGUGGUGCUGAUUGAACGCUGCAGCAAGCUGGUCAUCUUUAACUGCUCGUGCCGUGAUGUGAUCGGGUGGAAGGCAGUGACCGAGCCUGGCAUCAAGGGUGGGCCUUGUCUGGAUAUCUUUUACGAGAGGGGCGAAGCUGUCUCGAUUACAGUGUCAGAGAGCCAGACGGAGGAUAUUAAAGAGGUGGUGCAGAGGCUUGAGCUGGUGACAAGAGGAUGCGAGGCACGUGAAGUCACCCCUCUGAGGGACAACACGGGUCAGCCGGGCUUCAUAAUGAGCGCAGAGGGCUUCGUGACGGAUCUGCAGCGCUUCUGUUACGCCGAGAGCGGAGGCCUACAGCUGAGCGCACGUAUAGUGAGACUCUGCGGACACACGCUGGUCCACCUCAGCCAGGACGAGAGAACGAGGCUGCUGCGUACGGCACCCAAAAUUCACAUCACCGUCAUCCCACCCGACGAGAACGGCAAACCUCGCAGAAGCUUUUCUGAACUCUAUCAGAAGUCCAUCCAAGAUGCAGAAAGCAAGUCUGGCGAGGGCCACUCGGGCGAGGCCUGGAUCCUGGACGAGCGAGAGGGAGACGAGGACGAGAGUGAAGAGGAGGAGAGAGAGGGGGAAAGGGAGCAGGGCGAAGGGGAGGAGUCAGACAGCGUGACCCAAUCAGAUAUGAGGGAGGAAGAUGAGAGUAGAACUCCAGGCAUUAGUGGCUUGCUUUCUCCACCCAGCUUGCCUCUUCUCAGAGCUACUUCACUGCAAGACAAUCCCCCAUUACAGGCGCUGGAAAUUUCUCCCUCAUCUCUCACACGCAGCUACUCAUUCGAGAGAACCCUGCCCUGUCAGGACAUCUGUGAUGGGCAUGUGUAUGAUAACGUUGGGGUGAAGGUGAACAGGCAUAUCUACGAGAAUCCUGAAGAGCUGAGCGACGUCACCCCUGACCUCAUACUGGCCGUCAAACCAAAAGUUCCUCUCCAAGAAGACGGACAGGUUGGAAUAGAUGUGCUGGGCGAGGAGAGACCAUCAGGCAGCGAGGCACCUCUUCACUCAGCACGUACAGAGAGGAACUCCAGAGCGGAGAGAAACUCCAGAGCAAUGAGUAUCCAUAACUCCAUCACCAAGAUUCUUUCAGAAACUGAAAGAGAUUCAUCAGAGGAGGAAUGGCAGUCUAUUUCUGACCUCGCCACAGCAUGCAGGAAUAUUCUCGAAGCCCUAUCGCGAGAAGAUCGUAAGGCCGGUGACGGCACUCAGGCAGGAGCCGACACACUGACGCAGACAGACACCAAGUUUAAAGAUAUUAAAGACAGUGACUCACCCAGUCACCUGGAGGAGAAGGUGUCCCAGUUGGAGGCCAUGCUGAAACGAUUACAGGAUGACCUCCAAAAGGAGAAAGAGGACAAAGCCAUGCUGCAGGCAGAGGUGCAGAGUCUGAGACAGAACAACCAGCGGCUGCAGGAGGAGUCGCAGAGCACCGUGGCGCGCCUCAUCAAAGUCACCGAGCUCCUGUGCAAUGUCAACAAACCCUGCUAGUAGAACGGGCCAUCGAGAUACACACAGACCAAUGAAGAUCAGCAACAAAUGCUAGCAAGAAGCAUUGAGCAAAGCAAUCCAGACAGACCUGCGAGACCCAGAGCCCAUGCCUAGACUCAUAUAAACCACUGAGGAAUGACAUUAAUGUUAGCAAGACAUGUUAGCAAUGUAAUCUAGACAGCGCAGCAAGACCCAGACCUCAGACACUCAAUCAUAUAAACCACUAAGGAAUGGCACAAACAUUAGCCAAUUUUACCACGCUAGCACACCGAGCCAUCCAGUGCAUCCUGAAAGAUAGACAUAGAUUCAAAUUUUGGAGAAUGCUAGCAUAGUAGCAGUGAAGACCAUCUUUAAGAACACACCAAACCACGUACCUCUGUCUAAGCCUAUAUUAAGUGUAAAAACAAUCAACGAAGACUAGCAUCCUGUAUAGUUAACCAUUGCUUUUAUCAAUUAUUUCUCUGCCAAAAUUAGUGUGGUGCAGCCUUACAUGUUCAUCAGGAGUUACAUAUCGAGCUAGUUUCAGGAACAAGCAGUCUGGUGUUGUUGAAAGUGAGACAGAGAUGAGAAAGUCGGUGAUGUUACUGUAAGCAACAGCAGAGCACAAUCUUAACUGCAUGAUUCCUGUUGAAAAGGCCAGACCCCAUAGUUUUAAUAUUCUAGCCUGAAAUGCUAACAUUUCUAACUCUGAAUAAAAGUUAGUAGUCUAAUUAGCAUGAUGAGCCAGUAGUAGCUUUCAUUCAUUGUUGGAGAAGUUAGCAUUUUACAGAAUUUUGACAAAUCCUUAGAGUACUGAUGAAAAAUAGACCUUAAACACAAAACUAACCGACUGACUUCAGGGUUUUUUUUGGCACCAGGAAAAUAUCCCAGCUCAAUAAAACACGCUAACAUCACCCUCACUCUCAGUAUAAGGAACAUUCGUGUUCACUACGUUUGAAAAUCUUUAGGCAUUAUAUUGUGUGUGAUAUUUGAUUAAGCGUGUGUCUGCGGUUAUGGUGACUAUUAGUAAUCUUGUAAGCCUUAUUUUCAUACAACAAUUGGAAAAAGUGUUUGCAUUAACAAUCUCAGAUGUGUGUAGUUAUUCCAGAAGGCCAAGGCAGUUCGGUAUAGACGAAUUUAGAUAGGUUUGAGUGCCGACUUUGUGGGGUUUUAUUCAUAUACAAUACAUACAGACAUUGCAGUAAUAAGGAAUACUGACCAAGGUGACUUUUUUUUUCUGGGCAGAAACGUAACCUGGCACCUUUUUUCUACAAACCUCAUAUUAAAGGACUGGCUUUUUUUUUUCUUCUUUAAUUUAAUGUCAUUUGAUGACUAUUCAAACAAUGCUAAACGAGUAGGUGGAAAUGAUUUUUAGAACAGGAAGAAAACUGGAAGCUCUAUCUGCUGGACAUGUCGGGAACUGCAUUACACCGUAAUACUGGAAUGUGGUGCUUGACCGCAAACAGGAACUUUGACUUGAAAUAGAUUGGAUUCCUGCAUCUAAUUCUAAGACUGAGCCAUUUUUUAUGACGAUGAACAUGUCACUGUAUUCAAAGACAUUUGUUAAAAAAAGGUAGAAGAAGAAGAAGAAAACAAAAAAACAGUGAUUCACCAAGUGACUGCUGGCUGCAGAAGGAAACACCUCCACUCCUGUGUGUGCUGAGAACUGGGACGUGUAUGUAUUUAACACUUCUCCUCAUCCACCUCUUACCUCGUGAAGAUCCAGUUAAUGGUGACAUCACAGUGUGGCUUUAGAAUAAUGUGUGUGUGUGUGUGUGUGUGAUGUUGACUGAAAAGUCAGCACCGUCAUUGAAGGUAUCGGUCUAAAUUCAUCACACCUGGAAUAAACUCUCAAGCCACACACACACACACACACACACACACACACACACACACACACACACACACACACACAUAGAGUCCAGAGUGACCAGAACCUGGCCAAUACUACUGUAUGUUGUACAUAGUCUUUUAUCUUCCUCUUGUAAUUUUUGAGUUGAUUUUAGCGUCACUGUGAUAAGCCGGUACCAGCAGAUUCAUAUUUCUGAAGAUUAAAUGAUAUCUUUAUGUCUACGUGAUGUACAGCCAAAAUGUUUCAGUCUUACUUCCUUCUGAAACGUUCAGCACUUCAGCAUCCUCAAGCUAAAUCUGGCCAAUUACAGUCAACCGUGAUCAGUGCUAUUUAAAAAAAACAAUCAAACAAACAAAUAAACAAAUACACAACGGGUUUAAAACGCCACUCAUCUCAGCUGCGACUGAAAUUUUUCAUAUCUCCAGUCGUCAAGGGUUUCGAUUCGUUCCUGCGUGAACGUGGAGUUAACUCAACAUCACCAGGCAGAAACUCAAAGUGUGCUCAGGCAAGUUUGAUGCAAGCAGUCUCUAGUGAUGCAUUGUGGGAUAUAUUUAGCCAAAUGUAAAUGUAAAAAGAAUAUCCUGUCCUGUUUGUGUGUUGCAUAGAUUUUAGAGAAUGUAAGGGGUCACGAAGCACGGGAAUGCGUCAAGCAACUUCGACGUCCCCUUCUGUAUGUGUGUAUGUAAGAAAAACAACAACAAAAAAAAAAACAAACGAUGUAAUAACUUAUUAAUCUUGCAAAUGUGGAUUUUAUUGUUUGAUGUCUUUGAACUAGAAGCGAAGGAAAGAUCAUUCUUGAACUACUGACUCGGCAGGUAUAUAUUUUGUUUUUUUAAUUUUCAAGGAGUUCAAGCAUAUGACAUAGUAUUUGGGUUUAAGUACCAAUAACAAUAUCAGUUAUUAUAAAUGGAAUUGGUCCUUCCAGGUUUUGUAUGCCUUUAACAGGAACAGCUAAAGUAAUCCUGCUGAAGGGAUAAUAAAAGGCCACGAAGGGUGAGAUUAGUUUUUUGUAGCUUGUCGUCUACGGAAUUAAAUUUUUUCCUCUUUAUAGUUCAAAUGCA
Messenger RNA from Tachysurus vachellii, 7519 nucleotides. Its product is annotated as signal-induced proliferation-associated 1-like protein 2. The record is from RefSeq and is a predicted model, not a curated record. Gene Ontology annotation, cellular component: Golgi apparatus; plasma membrane; cytoplasm. Bases 866 to 4627 code for a protein of 1253 amino acids. Lineage: Eukaryota; Metazoa; Chordata; Actinopteri; Siluriformes; Bagridae. Gene Ontology annotation, molecular function: protein binding; GTPase activator activity. Gene Ontology annotation, biological process: activation of GTPase activity; establishment of epithelial cell polarity; epithelial cell morphogenesis. The transcript is spliced from 16 exons.